This is a messenger RNA of Quercus lobata, 1932 nucleotides long. RefSeq names its product probable sugar phosphate/phosphate translocator At3g17430. Lineage: Eukaryota; Viridiplantae; Streptophyta; Magnoliopsida; Fagales; Fagaceae. The record is from RefSeq and is a predicted model, not a curated record. The transcript has 10 exons. Bases 428 to 1462 code for a protein of 344 amino acids.
AAGAGAGCCAAAAACAAAAACAAAAACACGCUAAUAUAUAGUAUAAUAUGGGUUAUAUUACUCAUACACGCCUUUGCCUUUCUAUCUUCGGAUCUCUCUCUCUCUCUCACUCACUCUCUCAAACCCCAAACCCCGAUUCUAUAAUUCUCACCCUAAAAACCUAAACACGACGUCGUUUUCACAUUCUCUCUGCGAACUCCGCCAUUCCCUCUCUCUCUUUUGAAUCAGAUUCGCAGCUUUGACUCUCUGUGUGUGUGUGGGGAAAUCUCCAGUUAAACAGUGUUAGUUGCACCAUCUUUAUGGGGAAAUAUUCUUGGCGUGCUCCAGUUUUUCGUUUGAAAAGCUUGUAGUGUUUGAGGCUUGGCAUUUGGCAAGCAAGGAGUUAUUUUUAUUGAAGGGCUUUUGUAGGAAUUGUAGUCCGGACACAAUGCUCAACAGGGAGCAUCUCUUGACGUAUAUUUACCUUCUAGUCUACAUAUUGCUUUCAUCUGGGGUUAUUUUGUACAACAAAUGGGUUCUCUCGACAAAGUACUUCAAUUUUCCAUAUCCUAUAACCCUCACUAUGAUUCAUAUGGGAUUUUCUGGUGUGGUUGCAUUCUUUCUCAUCCGUGUUUUCAAGGUUGUUUCUCCUAUUAAAAUGACAUUCCAAAUAUAUGCUACAUGUGUCAUUCCUAUAAGCGCCUUCUUUGCGUCUAGUUUAUGGUUUGGCAAUACUGCUUAUCUGUACAUUUCUGUGGCCUUCAUCCAGAUGCUUAAAUCCCUGAUGCCAGUGGCGACAUUCCUCACAGCGGUUGUUUGUGGCACUGACAAAUUAAGGUGUGAUGUGUUCUUGAACAUGGUGCUCGUCAGUGUUGGAGUUGUCAUUUCCUCAUAUGGGGAAAUUCACUUUAAUGUUCUGGGUACGGGUUAUCAGGUCAUGGGAAUGUUUGGUGAAGCUCUCAGGCUGGUCUUAACGCAAGUUCUUCUUCAGAAGAAGGGCUUAACUUUAAAUCCUAUCACCAGCUUAUAUUACAUAGCUCCAUGCAGCUUUGUCUUCUUGUUUAUUCCUUGGUAUUUUCUAGAGAAGCCUGUAAUGGAAGUUUCCCAGAUUCAGUUCAAUUUCUGGAUAUUCUUCUCAAAUGCACUUUGUGCUCUAGCUUUGAACUUCUCAAUUUUCUUAGUAAUUGGUAGAACUGGAGCUGUAACUAUCCGUGUUGCUGGAGUUUUGAAAGACUGGAUUCUCAUUGCCCUUUCAACUGUUCUAUUUCCUGAGUCUGUGAUCACUGGGCUCAACAUAAUUGGUUAUGCAAUAGCUCUCUGUGGUGUUGUCAUGUAUAACUACUUGAAGGUCAGGGAUGCUCGUGCAUCUCAACUUCUUAUCGAAAAUCUCCCAGAAAGAGUGGAGUUGAAGACGUUGAAGGCAUCUGAUCUGUAUGACCCCAAUGACAAUGUACACAACAUUAGUGGUGGAAGGAAUGUAUGAAUAAUUUUGUUCCUGAUUCAAAUGUGGAUGAAGUAGCUGGUUUAAUUUCUUCCUCGAGUAUGUCUCAUCUCUCAUCUUGUGAGAAGCCAGCUUUGUAGUAAUACAGCUUAGAAUCUGAGAAUGAAUUGCAAAAGUAGCCAGUCAAGGUAUAAAUCCUUCUUUUCUUAUUGUGGAAAUAUAUAUAUAUUUCUUUCCACGGGGCAUCUUUAUAUAUAUGAAUAUGACUAUAAAUUGAUUCACCGUUAAGACUUUGAGCAAGCAGUCAGGUUUAGUUUCAUCCAAAAUUUUCAUUGGAAGUGCCAUUCCUUAGCAGAAAAUUAUAGAAUAUACUGAGAGUACAAUAAAUGUUGAACAAUACUCAGGGCCAUAUUGUCCUUAGGCUUGUAACUUCGAAUGUUGUUAAAACUAUGAGGAAAAAGUUUACCUCUAAAUCACUAUGUGGCAAUUGAUAAAAUCAUACUUUUUAGUCA